Messenger RNA from Thalassophryne amazonica, 4581 nucleotides. Its product is annotated as proto-oncogene tyrosine-protein kinase Src-like. Bases 341 to 1993 code for a protein of 550 amino acids. The transcript has 13 exons. Gene Ontology annotation, biological process: innate immune response; epidermal growth factor receptor signaling pathway; osteoclast development. Gene Ontology annotation, cellular component: extrinsic component of cytoplasmic side of plasma membrane. The record is from RefSeq and is a predicted model, not a curated record. Lineage: Eukaryota; Metazoa; Chordata; Actinopteri; Batrachoidiformes; Batrachoididae. Gene Ontology annotation, molecular function: ATP binding; growth factor receptor binding; non-membrane spanning protein tyrosine kinase activity.
GAGACGUACACUGCGUGGGGGAAAAAGCGCGUCACGUUUGCGCUCUGGUGUUUGGUGAAGUGUGGCGCUGUCCUGCGCCUUUCCAUCUCCGUGCCAUGUACGUGCCGUCGAUCGUGCGCGGCGGCUCAGUUGGCUGUUUGUUGGGCAGCUGCGCUCUCUACUCCCGUGACCGAUGCCCGUCAUGACUCUCUAAUAAUUUUUUUUUUUUUAAGAAAAAUCGCUCAAUGGGAUUUGGGCAAAAGGAGCGUUCCACCCGCUAAAGAGGGCAGACGCACGGAUUUAACACGGUUUGUCGCUGUUUUGGGGGGGCUGCAUCUCAAGAAGCUUCAAAGGUCUGCAUAUGGGGGCAGGGAAAAGCAAGCCCAAGGAGCCGGGCCAGCGCUCCAUGAGCCUGGAUGGUACCAUUGGCACAGGCUCAGACAGCGGUCAUUUCCAUCAUCUGGGGCCUGUCCAGCAGACUCAAACUCCCAACAGGAGCCCAGCUGUCGGGACGGGAAGGCGGGGCCAUCAAGGGCAGUACCAAAACGCGCCAACAAACACUCCCGAGCUUACCCUCUUUGGAGGGGUGGACCACACAGGCAAUGUCACCUCACCUCAACGAGGACCGCUGUCAGGAGGUGUCACUACAUUUGUGGCGCUGUAUGACUAUGAGUCACGGACGGCGUCUGAUUUGACCUUUAGGAAGGGCGAUAGGCUGCAGAUUGUCAACAACACGAAAAAGUACAGCUUCAGAGAAGGGGACUGGUGGUUGGCUCGCUCCCUGACAACAGGAGAGAGCGGUUACAUCCCCAGCAACUACGUGGCCCCGUCCGACUCCAUCCAAGCAGAAGAGUGGUAUUUUGGGAAGAUCACUCGGCGUGAUUCCGAGCGACUCCUUUUGAACUUGCAGAACAGACGAGGAACCUUCCUGGUGAGAGAGAGCGAGACCACUAAAGGGGCGUAUUGCCUGUCAGUGCUGGAUUAUGACAACACCAAAGGCCUGAAUGUUAAACAUUACAAGAUCAGGAAGCUGGACAGCGGCGGUUUCUACAUCACCUCCCGGACUCAAUUCACCAGCCUACAGCAGCUCGUCUUCCACUACCGCAAGCACUCUGAUGGGCUGUGCCACACUCUGACAGAUGUGUGUCCAGUGGCCAAACCUCAGACUCAGGGACUGGCCAGGGAUGCCUGGGAGAUUCCACGGGAGUCACUCCGCCUUGACCUUAAACUGGGACAGGGCUGCUUUGGAGAAGUCUGGAUGGGCACAUGGAACGGUACAACACGAGUUGCCAUCAAAACCUUAAAGCCUGGCACCAUGUCUCCGGAGGCCUUUCUUCAAGAAGCCCAGGUUAUGAAGAAGCUAAGACAUGAGAAGCUGGUUCAGCUUUACGCUGUGGUGUCUGAAGAACCCAUCUAUAUAGUGACCGAGUAUAUGAGCCAAGGUAGCUUACUGGACUUUCUUAAAGGCGAAUCAGGGAAGAUGCUACGCCUGCCUCAGCUGGUAGACAUGGCAGCUCAGAUUGCAGCCGGCAUGGCCUAUGUGGAAAGGAUGAACUAUGUCCACAGAGACCUACGUGCUGCCAACAUCCUGGUGGGAGACAGCCUGGUGUGUAAGGUGGCUGACUUCGGUCUGGCAAGACUUAUUGAAGACAACGAGUACACUGCCAGGCAGGGAGCCAAGUUUCCUAUCAAAUGGACGGCACCAGAGGCAGCACUGUAUGGACGUUUCACCAUCAAAUCAGACGUCUGGUCUUUUGGUGUGUUGCUCACAGAACUUGCAACGAAAGGCAGAGUCCCCUAUCCAGGUAUGGUGAACCGUGAGGUGCUUGACCAGGUUGAGCGUGGCUAUAGGAUGCCCUGUCCGGCAGAAUGUCCCAGCUCAUUGCACGAGCUCAUGCUUGCUUGCUGGAGGAAGGAUCCAGAAGAGAGGCCCACGUUUGAGUACCUGCAGGGCUUCCUAGAGGACUAUUUCACCUCUACAGAGCCCCAGUAUCAGCCUGGGGAGAACCUGUAGAACCAUAUACUAAACCGUCCUUGGGGAGAACCUCAACACAGAACGAUCUGCACUACUGACCUCAGGAGCGCCAUCGGAAAGCUUAGCCUGAUCCUGUGAAACUCAUCUUGGAGGCACUUUAGAUUCUUCUGUAGAAUUCAAACUGAUCCAUGCAAAGGUCCUCUCUGUUCCGCAAAGGAUCUGCUACAGAAGAACUUGAAGAACUUCCUUUCUGCAAGCACUCACUGUUUACUUUAGGUUAAAAGGUUCAGUCAAUUGACAGGUAAAUGUUUUCAAGAGGUGCAGCUGGAACCAAUCAGGAUCCAAUGUACUGAGUAAGAGAAGAACGAGAAUAGUCCUCGUGUUGAAGAGAGAAGGUCACGGGAGGACAUUUGUUUCAGGAGCCUCCCUCUUUCCCUCUUCUGUCACGUCUCUUCAUUCUCAUCUGGUACCUUCUCCGACUCGUCCAAAGAAGAGUGCUGCCAAUCUGGCAUUGGGAAGUAUGUCUUUAUCUUGCUCUUCAGCCUUUUUGAUCUUUCUUUUGGACUUUUCAUGGUGUCUCUGCAGUUUUCUCAAGUGAUGCUUCUUCAAAGUAUCUCCCAAUAACUCUGAUCUAGAACCUCUACAUCCCCUUUUAUUUGGACUUUGCUCAGUGUCAGGCAAAAGGUCCUGAUUGUUUUGUUUUUUGGUACGUUGUUCUGUGAUUAUUAAUUUUCAUGAUUGUUACAGCCAUAAUUGUGGUUGUGCCAGGGCAAAAGUACUCCACAGGCAGGUUCUGCAAACCCUGAAAAUGAGGUAAUCUGAAUUAAAAACAGAAGUCUUAAUAGAAAUACCAAUUUAUGAGGCCUUUUGUUGUUUGUUCUUUGCCAGGGAGGUUUGUUAAAGUCACUGAGUCUGAUCCGCAUAAAACUGUGGGACAAAGGUUUUGGUCCUUGGUGAAGGCAUGCACUCAGAGUGCCCCUCUAGCUGUGUACUUAAUACCCCCUGUGUUUUCCAUUUAUCUUUAUUUGCCCACAGUGAAUGGACAUUUAGGCCGGCUGUAUCCAAUCUUGAUGAUUUAAAAAAAAAUAGAUUCAGGUAUUGUUUAAUGCUUCUUCUUUUUAUUAUUUGCCUUCAUUUAGCAAGAAGGUUGCAUUGGAAAAUAAUCAGUGCUGUUCUGGUGGCUUCAAGGAGCAGUUUGAACAGGGUUCAACCUGCAUAAAAGGGGUAAGCAGCUGACAUGGUUACUGAAUAUUUGUCAGAUUCAUUUUAUCACAGGGAAAGAAUACUGUGUUCUGUGCCAACAGCUUGUAUUUGUUCACUGCUGUCCAUGUAAAUAUAUUGAUUAUUUUGUUGUUAUGGGGCUUAUUGAGAAUUUUUGUUUAUCAAUGGGUAACUUUGCCUAAAAACUCUGCACCAACCCCACAACUAUUUAUGAUUUAGCCAACGGGACGGAGACGUUUGUAAAAUGAUGCUUUUGUUCAUUUGAGAAGCUAUAAAUUCCUUAACAAUUAGGCGUUUUUUUGGAUAUUGAGCUGUCAUGAAUUUUCAAUGUCAACCAUGGCAGACUCCCUCCCCCCCCAAGGGCUGCCAAUGAUAACUGUUUACUGAUCAAUCUUGUUAUCAGCGAUAAUGAUAUUGAGAACAUAAUUAGUUGAAUUUAUUUACUAUACAUUGUUCUCUGGAAGACCCUGAGAUAGACUGGCGUCCUGUCCAGGGUUACCCCACCUACGCCCUGUGACUGCUGGGACAGGCUCCAGCACCCCCGCGACGAGGUAUUGAAAAUAAAUGAAUGUUCUUGGGAAGUCAUUUGAACAAUGCAAGUGAGUAUUCACGAUGGCCACCAUUGUCAAGGUGGCAGCCAUAAUUUCUAUGAAAAUUGUAAUUGCAGUGUUUGAGAGAGAGGUCUGAUAUGGAUGGUUAGGGUGUCAAAAAUGCUUUAUUUAUUUAUUUUAUAUUUUUUAAAGCAUACCAUGGCUGUCAUCUUGUAGUGGAAGUGGGGGAGAUUGCCAACCCAAGCAGUGUCCUCCAGAGGCAUGUGCAGGCUUAAACUGUCCCGUGCAGGGCACGUCAGUCUUACCCACGUCAUGUGCCACCUCUUUACCUAGUUAUGGGUUGACUGGGAGAUCCACCAAGUCUGAGCUAAGCUACUCUUCAGAAAAUGUAUGGGUGACAUCACUGAGGGUUUGUACACUAUAUGUAUAUCAAGUCUUUGGGUUAAUCCUACAUUAUUAAAGCUCCACAAUCAAACUCUGUAUCAUGAAAAAAAAUGUUUGAUUUAACACCAAGAUGAUCUGUAUCAUACUAGUCUAUAGAACGUAAUUGCAAUUGCAGUUUUCAUACUGGUCAUGGCCUCCAUCUUGAAAAAUGGCCGCCAUUGACUUUUCCAUCACUUGCAUGCAUUGUCGAAAUGGCUUUCCACAAAUUAUGUCUGGCAAUUAACCAAUCUGUGUGUCAUAUCUAUUGCUGAUAAUAUUGAUCUGAAAAGCCUCGCCAUUAACAACUACGAGUGAUGUAUUGGCUCAAUGACCAAUUAUUUGUGGACUGUCUGACUAUAGAGAAUUACCAAAAUAUAUGCUUUCAUUAUAAAAUACACAAUUGUUAGGUUGUCUGCACCACUGCUGUUACAU